Molecule: messenger RNA, 1655 nt
Organism: Solenopsis invicta (red fire ant)
Lineage: Eukaryota; Metazoa; Arthropoda; Insecta; Hymenoptera; Formicidae
Product: solute carrier family 25 member 40
Exons: 7
Coding region: 366-1298 (310 amino acids)
Biological process (GO): mitochondrial transmembrane transport
Source: RefSeq, a predicted model, not a curated record
UCAGUGGUAUUUCUUCGCUCGUGUAAUUUAAGUUCUAGAUUUAUAAUUUUUUAGCCACUAAGUUUUGUGGCAAUAAGACUAAUUGAUAUUAUUGAAUUUAUGUGAAAUUUUUCAAAUUUUUUCUGGAGAGAUUAAAAAAUUUCACCGAUUCGAAUUUGGUCGACAAGGUUAAAUCUGAUCAGAUCUAAUGCAAGAAAUAUCAGGCAUGCGUAAAGGAAGUUAAUUAUUACAUGAACGCUAAAAAAAAAGAAAAAUAUCACAAUGUCACGUGCACUGUUUGUUCUGACGACGUAUUACACUGAUGACUUGCUUUUUAAAGUUUUCAUUGGAAAGCUUCGUAUGUUGAUGUAAAUUAAAGUGAAGUUAUGUUUACGAUGAAUAAAUUAACCAACGUACCGUCGAACGCGCAUAUUGACUUGGAUGAUCCAAGAUUUCGUAUUAGACCAUAUCAACAAAUGGUGGCUUCUUGCACCGGUGCAGUCAUCACGUCGGUCAUUGUAACUCCAUUGGAUGUGGUGAAAAUACGUCUUCAAACACAACAGAAAGCGAUGCUUUCAAAUAAAUGUUUUUUAUAUUGUAAUGGUUUAAUGGAUCAUUUGUGUCCUUGUAGCAAUGGUAAAAUGCCUGAAUGGAUGAGAAGAAAUGGAAAAUUUAAUGGAACAGUUGAUGCUUUAAUAAAAAUAAGUAAAACGGAAGGCGUGACAUCAUUAUGGAGUGGCUUAAGUCCUACUCUUGUUCUAGCUAUACCUGCAACUGUUGUAUACUUUGUUUCAUAUGAACAAUUAAGAUUAUAUCUUAAGGACACAUAUAACAAAAAGUUUAAAAAGAAGGGAUCUAGUGUAGAACAACCUUUUUGGAUUCCUAUUUUAGCUGGUGGCACUGCGCGAAUCUGGGCUGCAACACUGGUGAGUCCAUUGGAGUUGAUAAGAACAAAAAUGCAAUCUCAGAAACUAAGUUAUGCAGAAAUAACACAGACAUUGAAAACGUUUGUGAAGUAUAGCGGCAUUUCUGGUUUAUGGAUGGGAUUGAGUUCGACUCUUCUUCGUGAUGUUCCUUUUAGCGCUAUAUACUGGUUAAAUUAUGAGAGUAUAAAAAGGCUGUACAGUGCAUAUAGUACACAACAAACUUUUGCUUUUAGUCUGGCAGCAGGAGCUGUAGCUGGAUCUGUAUGUAUUUCAUAUAAAAAUACAGGCCAAAAAGUUCAUUACAUACUUGCCGCAAAAAACACGGGACUUACUUUCCCUGGACUAAAGGGAUUUAACCACUCUGAUCGCAGCAUUUUUCACUAUUCCGUUUGAUGUGGUAAAAACACACAGGCAAAUCGAAAUGGGUGAAAAAGAAAUUUAUUCAGAUAAGCCUAUUCGUAGCAGUACCACAUGGGCCAUAAUACAAAGGAUCUAUCAACAGAACGGAUUGAAAGGUUUAUUCACAGGACUAACACCACGUUUAGUGAAGGUAGCCCCAGCUUGUGCAAUUAUGAUUGCGACCUUUGAACAUGGCAAGCGUUUCUUUCAAUUGUACAAUGCUAGGGAGACUAUUGAAUUGGAGAUUGAAUGUGAUGUACAUUUAUUACAACACAAAUCUAAUAGUACGAAAUGAUAUACCUUCUACAGAUUAAUCUACAAAGAAACAAUAAAUUUAUGUCUAACAAAUUA